Messenger RNA from Gadus morhua (Atlantic cod), 4253 nucleotides. It is a transcript of the gene myclb, whose product is annotated as MYCL proto-oncogene, bHLH transcription factor b. The transcript is spliced from 3 exons. Gene Ontology annotation, biological process: regulation of DNA-templated transcription. The coding region runs from base 311 to 1747 and encodes 478 amino acids. The record is from RefSeq and is a predicted model, not a curated record. Lineage: Eukaryota; Metazoa; Chordata; Actinopteri; Gadiformes; Gadidae. Gene Ontology annotation, molecular function: protein dimerization activity; DNA-binding transcription factor activity.
AUAGCGUCGUUGCUGGCAAGGAAAGUGACCGCAGUAAAAAAAAAAAAAACGUAUCCAACAUUUGAGGAGUAGGAACACACGAGUGAUCUUUAUUUGUGGCAAUUAACCGUCAAAGACAAAGAGGGGACGCCCAACUCGAAGCGGACGUCCAAGAAGUGUUGCCCAGCGAGAACUACGCAUCUUUAUUUCCCCACUUUUACGCUCACACAGAAUCCAUGAAGACGAAAUCAGCAUUAGCCCUACCAGACAGAGAGAACAUUGUGUCACCAUAACCCCAGGACAGGAGCGAAGCGCCAGGUCCGCAGCCCUGAUGCCGGGCAUCAGCUCCACCGCCCCCCGGUAUGAGAACGGGGAGAUGGAGUACGACCACUACCAACAUUAUUUCUACGACGACCACGACCCGGACGAGGAUUUCUUCAAGUCCACGGCGCCAAGCGAGGAUAUAUGGAAGAAAUUUGAACUGGUGCCGACCCCGCCCAUGUCCCCCAUCCGGACGGUCGAAGGAGCAGGCAAGGUCGGACCGGUACAUCAGUCGCUCGGUGAUCGAUUGGAAUUGAUGUCUCAGUUCUUGGGCCAGGACGAGGAACAGGACAUGCCUUGUAAAGUGAACACCGUGAACGACUCCUUCAGCAACCUUAGCUCAAUCAUCAUCCAGGAUUGUAUGUGGAGCGGGUUUUCCGCCGGACUGCAGGCUGAGAAAGUUGUGGAGGAGCGGAUCGCCUCCCAUGCUGGCUCGGUGGCCGCUAAAGUACCGACGGCACCCGGCGUUCAGUCGUCGGGGAGGACGCACUGCGUCUCGUCCGAUGCGCCACUGAUCAGUAGCCUGGCGACCGACUGUGUGGACCCAGCUGCAAUCCUUACUUUCCCGUUAACGGGCGGCUGUAAAAAACCUCAAGUGUCCUCCGGCUCCGAGUCCCACACCGAUACAUCAGACGAUGAAGAUGACGACGAAGACGAGGACGAUGAGGACGAUGAGAUCGACGUGGUGACGGUGGAACACCAACAGCAGCAACACAAGUCGCGGCGGCUGGUGAACAGCCGGCAGCCGGUGACCAUCACGGUGUGCGCCGACCACCUGGACCCAUGCAUGAAGCGCUUCCACAUCUCCAUCCACCAGCAGCAGCACAACUACGCCGCGCCCUCCCCCGACACGCUGCCCGACCCGCCCCGCAAGCGGGCGCGGCCGGACGGCCUCGCCCACCAGCCCCUCCCCCACCCGAGCCAGAACUCUCUCGGCCCCUACCUCCAGCAGCCACGCCCGGGCCACACGGCCUCUAAUCCCACCGCCGCCGCCACUGGCGGCCGCUGCGGCGCCGGAUCCCGCUCGCCGUCGCCCGACCCCGCCUCCUCCCCAUCGACCGCCGCGUCCUCCUUCUACGAGAUGCCUUCCUCGCCGCCCGCCUCGGGCUCCUCCUCCCCGCCGUCGCAGGGCUUCUCGUCCUACUCCCACUCGCACCUCUCCAGCCCGCAGUCGUCUGACGGCGAGGACACGGACAAGCGCCGCGCGCACAACUUCCUGGAGCGCAAGCGGCGCAAUGACCUGCGCUCGCGCUUCCUCCUGCUGCGGGACGAAAUCCCAGGCCUGGCGGACUGCCCGAAGACGCCCAAGGUGGCCAUUCUGACACGCGCCACCCAGUACCUGCAGCAGCUCCACGCCGGCGAGCGGCAGAAGGCCCAGGAGAGGAGGCAGCUGAAGGCCAGGCAGCUGCAGCUGCAACGCAGGCUGGCCCAGCUCAGACGCUGCUGAGCGCACUGCGCUCACUAACUCACACACACACAGUACCGAAUGGGGACAAAUGAAGGAGAAAUACACUAAUGUUUCAUGACUUUCUUCAGCGGGAAGCGUCGGGCAGAAUAGGGUUGUUUUUGUUUUGUUUGUAUUUUGUUGUUUGCACAUGACCUCCUGAGCGACUCACAGGGCAGUUGGCCACUCAGGACAGUGAGUGUGGGUGGAUUUGUUCCUUCAGGGGUAAAUUUAAGACGAGCGACCGCUCUUUCUCUCCAUCUUGGUUGAUGCUCUUCUUUAAAUCAGUUAUUAGUUGUUUUUUUCCUCACGCAGAGGCCUUUUUAACUCGUAUUGUUUUGUUUUCCCUUUUCCAGUUAGCCGCCCCUUCCUGCUGGUUUUGGUUCAGUUUUUCUUUCCAUUUCCAAGUUUCUCCUGUUCUUGCUUUCUUAAACUUUUCUUAUUGACUGCUCAAUUUAUCUGGUCAAAGUUUAAGUUGUAUAAAGUAGUGGUAAUACGCCAAGUUGGCGGCAGAGUGAAAUGGAAAUCAGCAUUGGGUGGCAACCGUUAUGGAAAUAAGUUUAAACUAUGCUGCUCUGAUCAGGCCCUCUUUGUCAGAGUCCGCUCAUACCAAUUUAUAUAUUUUUCUUUUCUUCCUAGGGUGAGGGAGCAAGCGAGGGUUGCCCACUGUAAUACUGUUUGAUAUUAUUCACCAGAGGGAGAGAAGGGGGUAAAGAUACGGCAAAUGCCAGCAUGUCUUCGGCAAAUGUUUUUGAAAUUGGAUUUUGACUAUAUGCACGUGUUAAGUAAAUAUUAUCCCAUCCUCUUGCAACUGCUAAACUAAUUAAGAUCAUAUUUACAAAGACUUUUAAUUUUAUAAAUAAAUCUAACUUGCGUUACGUGCCAUUUGAGGUCAUCAAUGAAAAAUAAUCUCCCUAACAUGCCUGCUAAUGAUUUGGUUAAACUUUGCAUAUCCGCAACAUCCACAAUGCAAAACUUUUUGGUUUGGAAAUGGAACCCUUUGUGUUUCAUGUAUAGUUAUCAGAUCUGUUUUGUUCAUUUUGCCUGUCAAUUGUAAACGGUGUGUAUUUUUUUUUUUUUUUUGUAUGUUUUAAAUUUUGCAUUUGAAGUAACGCCUCUAGAAGCCUUUUAUUGUAUGUAGACUAUCUGGUUGAUACAUAUGUGAUUCAUAUGUGUGUCUGUGUGUAUAUAACUCCCUGGAUGUACAGUCCUUUCAACCGUAAAGCAGAGCUGUCUGCAAUACUUGUUAUUUUUUUCUACUCUGGGAGAGAGAGACCAGGGACUGGGCUUGCUGGCUUUCAAAGAUUACUCAAAGCUUCUAUUUUUGUUAAUAAAAAAGGAUAAGAAAAUUAAAAAAAGCUACAAUAAAACUCAACUGAUAUUGAUCACACUAGCCACUUUGGACACCGUUUUCAAUGACUUUGUUUCCAUGUAAAAAUGUUUUUUUUGCUGUACCUGGUGUUGGUUUGUACAUUCUAGAAAUGUUCAGGACAAAGGUUUUGUACUAUAUUUUCCUACGGAGCUAUGUUCAAGUGUGAACUAUCAAAGGUUUUUGUUUGUUCUUUAUGUUGUGAGUUGGUCCACGCUGGCGGUAUCGUGCUGAGGACCGUUCAGGCUCUUCACUUCUCAGCUCGAUUGGUUUUUAAAAAGCAUCUGAAUGUCCUUCUCUUUUUCAAUGUAUCUAAUGCAGCACUCUGUACGGUGUGGACAGAGGACUGGUUUAAGAGGAGCCAACAGUUUUACCUCUAGGCUUCUCUUCGGUAACCUCCAUGCACAGCUCAUUCUAUUGCCAGUCAGCCCCCCCCCAGCCCCCGGGCCUGCUUCUUUAUCAUCAUUCUCAAGCCAUAAACACCAGAGAACACUGUAGCCCAUUGUAAUCGAAUACUGUACCAUAACAAUGGUUUUGUAGCAUGUCCUCCUGUUUCAAGGCACUCAGGAAAACUCCAAGUAGUCUGUGACUUUUUCUGUUCUUGACCCCCGGUGGGCUUAGAGGAAACAUAUUAAUUUCCAGCCACCUUCCUUAUUCUUCACUGUGCAAACAGAGUGAGAUGGAGAAGUACGUGGGGCAUCACAUUUUAUUAAAUCAAUUUCCAACUCAAGUGCUCAAGCAGGCGUAUCAGGCCUUGUCUGCUAAAAUUUCAGUUGGGGGGGGAAAUGCCAAGGUGGUUUAGUCCCACCUUGGUCUUCCUAAUGCACCAUAUUAAUCUAAUCUGCUAAUUGAAUCAGCACAAACCUAUAGUUGGUUGUUCAGGGGGUUAGGUUUGGUGCAGAUCAAAUCUAACCUAAAACAUGGUUACUCCAAAUGUUUUGUUUUGUUCUUGUUUGGUUCGUCACUGGUCUCUGCCGUUGGCGCUGUCAUGGUAGCGGUUGAAGUGGAGUUUUUGAGAGUCAAGACCACGUAGACUAAUGGAGCAUUGUAUCUGCACUUUGUUUUUUCUUUACCUCAUGAGCUUCUGUGUAUGGGAGAGUUAAGUUGGAAAACUAAUAAAUGUAAAUGUUUAGGCAUUAA